UGUUGGGCUUAUUUCAGAAGGAGAAAAAGAAAAUUCAGAAUUAGAUAAAGAGGGGCUGUUAAAAAUUUUUCAAAAAUAUAGUAUUAGCCAAAUGUCCUUAACCACCACGGUUAUCGGUUAUUACCAAACCAGCGGUCAAACGAGUUUAAGGCAACAAGAAUUAAAUAAUCUCCUUAAUACUGCUACGCCCCGCAAUAGCAAUAAUACGUUCUUAAUAGCGAGUGUCAUUG
Molecule: messenger RNA, 230 nt
Organism: Racocetra persica
Lineage: Eukaryota; Fungi; Glomeromycota; Glomeromycetes; Diversisporales; Gigasporaceae
Source: the annotation of a GenBank genome assembly